GAAACUUCGAAUUCUUCAGAACCCUCCCCAUCGGAACCCUCCGCGAGGCCGAGCGCUGCUGCUCCCAUCAGAAGUUCGAAACCCUCCUUGCCCCGGGCCGCGCGCCACUUGCCAUCGGAGGCCCCGCGGCGCCGGGCGCUGCUUGCAAUCUGGUUUCGGCAUACUACUCUUUUAUUCUUUGUUUUUCAUGAUUUUACUUCUCGUUUUGGGUAAACAACUCGUGUCAAUGUGAUUAGCCAAUAACUCGUAUCAAUUGGUCGCUAGAAUUGUUACUGGUCCAAAAUUGAAUCCAGGUAAGUUGUUUGGAUCCACUGAUUUCCUACUCGGCGUUGGGGAAGAAGAAUUUAAUAGCAGAAUUUUUUAUUCCGAAUUAUUAAUUGGUGAACGUAUAAUUUUCGUAUAAAUCGUGUAUCCGAAUAAUUGGCGAAUCCGUUUUUUAGGCCGUAUUUUUCAACGAAUUUGAAAAUUGGGAUACGGAUUUUAUUCGUAUUAUACUGGUACCGAAUUUUUGCCGAAUCCGAAUUAACUAACUAAUCGCACUUUCACUGCGCAUUAUAGUUACAGCAAACAAAGGGAGAAUCCUAUAAACCUAGAAGCCUUAAAAACGGAGAUGGAAGAGGAGAUGGAGAUGGAAGUGGAGACGGAGGCAAGAACCAACACCUCUCUCUCCUCUUCCUCUCCCUUGAAGCGUCUCGGCCUUAAGAACACCAUCCACACCAACUUCGGCGACGACUAUGUCUUCCAAAUCGCUUCUAGCAAGCCAGGAGAUCUCAACAUUGGCAGUUUCUUUGUCCUCAAACACAAUCAAAAUUUAUUCUCCAGCAACUGGACAAUAUUUUGGGGAGUGUAAAGGACAUAGUGGAACCAUCCAUGAGGUUGCCUUUUCAGCUCCAUCCUCAGCUCAUAUAUUUUGUUCCUGUUCGUCUGAUGGUACAAUUAGAGCAUGGGAUACUAGAAGCUUUAAACAGAUUUCUAUGUUAAGUGCUGGUUCUCCGCAAGAAAUAUUUAGCUUUUCUUUUGGUGGAUCUAGUGGCAACCUACUAGCUGCUGGUUCCAAUGCUCAGGUUCUAUUCUGGGACUGGAGAAAUCAAAAGCAACUGGCAUGUUUGGAGGAAUCCCACAUGGAGGAUGUGACACAAGUACGAUUCGUUCCAAGUCAGCAAAAUAAGCUCAUUUCUUCUUCUGUUGAUGGAUUAUUGUGUCUUUUUGAAACCGAUGGCGAAAUCAAUGACGAUGAUAAUUUGUUAUCAGUGAUGAAUGAGGGAACUUCUAUUGCAAAGGUGGGGUUCUUUGGGAGUAGGAAUCAGAAACUUUGGUGUUUGACGCAUAUUGAAACUUUAAGCAUUUGGGAUUGGGAUGAUGCAAGCAGAGAGGCCAACUUUGAAAAUGCUCGUUCUGUGGCUUCUGAUAGAUGGAAUCUUGAUCAGAUAGAUUAUUUCGUCGAUUGUCACUACUCCACAACAGAUGAUCGAUUAUGGGUUAUCGGCGGUACUGGUUCAGGAACACUUGGCUACUUCCCUAUAAACCCUAAUCCUGUGGCUUCAAUCGGGCCCGCCGAAGCUAUUCUAGAAGGAGGCCAUUCAGGAGUGGUGAGAAGCGUAUUACCUGCUUCGAGCACUCGUAUCAGUAGCCUUGCACAAAAUAAGGGCAUGUUUGGAUGGACCGGAGGUGAAGACGGCCGGUUAUGUUGCUGGUUAUCUGACGAAUCAUCAGAAGUGAAACGCUCGUGGGUUUCAAGUACGUUUGUCAUGAAACCGCACAAAGAUAGAACUAAAAAUCGACAUCAUCCAUACUGAAGGAUUGGAAAGAAGCGGCUUCUUGAUUGAAGAUCGUUGAGCUAAAGUAUGCUAUCCCUUUCUUUGAUGUUGUAAUGCUACUUCAAUUUUUUUAAAAAAAAAUUAGUUAAUCGUAGUCUCGAUAGCUGUAUAAUAGUUUGUCGGAAGGCCUUUGAUGCAUCUUUUUUUUCUCUUUCAUGGCAUUGUGAUGGUGUCCUUUUGUCUUUCUUUCCAACGUUCUCGAUGCACUUUUUAUCUUUGUUAAGUUAAAAAUGAUGAAUUGGCUUCACUUUACUGAAUUAUUUAUGAGUGAAAGAAAGAAAAUACUCGG
Messenger RNA from Ananas comosus (pineapple), 2106 nucleotides. RefSeq names its product WD repeat-containing protein 89 homolog. Bases 735 to 1796 code for a protein of 353 amino acids. The transcript has 8 exons. Gene Ontology annotation, molecular function: protein binding. The record is from RefSeq and is a predicted model, not a curated record. Lineage: Eukaryota; Viridiplantae; Streptophyta; Magnoliopsida; Poales; Bromeliaceae.